UGAGACCGGCUCAAGUAAGAGAAAGCCACAGUUGCAUUUGAUGCAUUCAGUCGCUUUGCUUUCGCUCUGUACAAGCGGCUUCUCAGAAUCAGGUGUCAUUUCUGGCUGUUGGAGAAACACGCGCUAUCAGGAGUCAACAGACAUCUGCUGCUGCAACACACACACGCAUGCACGCUGCAGCAGAGAUGAGCACAAAUGUGCUUUUGCUUAGUUGUCAGACGUAACCUGGCUCUGGAAUAGAAGAGCUCUGAAGAAGGUGGAGGCGAGAUGUCGGUAAAGCUGAAGUUUGAUUGUCCGGCUGACGGCAGCAUGGUGCAGCGGAGCCGCUCCUUCACUGGUGUAAACACACUCGGUGGCCGGAGAAGACUUUCCUCGGCUCGUAGCUCUCUCCGCACAAAAGUUGUAGCAGGGAAAUCUCCCAGAAUUCCCUCUUCGAGUCGGGUGGGCAGCAGCAUCUGGGGGCAACAGCCGGAGCAAGUGGACAGAAUCUUUCAGGCUUUGAGGAAAGGGCUCAAGGACUACUUGGAAAACCAUCAAACAGAGCUGGACUUCCUGUCAUCCCAGCAGAGAGACACAAAGAGGAACUCAAGACUGGCUUUUUUCUACGACCUGGAAAAGGAGAUACGAGCCUUAGAGAGAUACAUACGGCGCCUUGAGUUUCAAAUUAGUAAGGUUGAAGAGCUGUAUGAGUCCUAUUGUAUCCAGUGGCGGCUGUGCCAAGGAGCUUUAAACAUGAAGAGAGCAUUCUCUCUGUCCCCGUCUUCACGACAGUCUAGAGAGAGUCUGCUGGAGCUGAACCGCAACCACAGACACAGCCUGGAGGACAUGUGUGCAAUGGAAGGAGAACUGGAAAUCCUGCUGGGAGAGCUGCAAAUCAAAAUGAAAGGGUUGAUAGGCUUUGCUCGGCUCUGUCCUGGAGAUCAGUAUGAGGUGUUGAUUCGUCUGGGCCGACAACGGUGGAGAAUCAGAGGGCGAAUUCAGACUGAUGACCGACAGCUGUGGGAUGAAGAAGAGAUGGUUUUCCUUCCUCACAUCCACGGAAACUUUGAGAUUAAGGUAACAGAGGUCAAGGGGUUGAGCUCUAUCCUGGUCGGCAUGGUAACGUGCAGGAGUGCGGAUUUUUUCACAGUGCGGCCGCAGAUGAUGGUCGUGGACAUCACAGAACUGGGAACCAUCAAGCUGCAGCUAGAGGUGGUUUGGAAUCCAUUUGAUAGCUGUGAGGUGAGGCCUCUCACAGCGUCCGCCAGCCGCCAGUCCAUCCACAGCAGAAAGGGAUCCGUAUAUAGCUGGACGCCUCCCAACACACCCAGUUUCACUGAGAAAUACUUUCUGUCGAUGAUGCGUCAGAUACAGGAUGCAGAUAGCUCUUUCUCCAUUGGCUCACGUGAAUCAAGGGGCGUGUCCUUACUCAGCUAUCUGGCUGACUCCACCCAAGCACUCAGUCCUCCUGCCUAUGAGAAGACAAGCGACCCACCAACCGCACACCAUCCCGUUAUAGACACUAAGUUACAAGAUGAUGAUCUACUGAAGACGCCCACAGAAGAUGCUGAGGAGAGUGUGGAAUGGCCAUCAGAGACUGACACAGCUUCCCCCAGUCCUGCGGGCAGCAAGCGAGACUCCAUAUUCCUCUUCCACCGCUACAGCACGCCUGACAUCCUCAAGCAAAAUGGAGAGGCGACCCCCAGCACAGGUGAAGGAGACACACAAGAGACGACGGCCCUGGAUGAGGCCCCUGAAGAGGAGACCUCGUUCAAGCAGGCAAUUGAAGACAGACUCCGGAUGAAGGACAAAAAAGCGAGCAGAGCUCAGAAGAGAGCCGUGGCUAAGAGAAUCAGUUCACUGCUAGAGGAUAUGAAUACAGAGCUGGAGGAAACGAGCAACGUAGAGACGUUAAAGAAACUAGAUCUGCAGAUACGCCAACUGAACGAGAUCUUGAAGAAGGACCUCGAACCCCAACAGAUGGCCUCAUCUCAAACACUAGCAGUAGAGGAAGAGGAAGUGCUGGGCAGCUUCGACUUCCUCUCUGUAGAUUGUAAUGAAGAUGAAAUAUCAAAUAUGGGCAGCAUCAGACUCGGGUACACUGGGAUUGGUUCAUUUAACGAGAACACCCUGAAAAGCAUGGGUCUGUUAUCUCAGGAUAAGACCUCUCCCUCCUCAGAAGACACGGGUGAAGGACAGGUCAGACAGACAGGAGACGGUGCAGUAAAGCCGUCACUCAGCACAGAGGUCUACAGUCUGGAUCAAGCUCUUGAAACCCACCUAAGUGUCUGUGCAGUGCUGCUGAAGGCUCUGAAGUGUUCUGACUCCGAUCUUGUGUACAAAGACAUCAUGGAGGAGCUCUCGCGGCAAGUUGACGUGCUGGAAAAAAUCGCCACUGUGUCGCAGAGGAUGAUAGAGGAGAUUUCAGUGACAGAACUGUUGGCCAGAGCUCCUAAGGGGAUUGAAGUAUUUUGGAAGGAGUGCUGCGAGAGUGACUCGCCUUUUUGCUGCUCCACGGAUGGGUUUCUCAGGACACUGCGCAAACAUUACAUCCACAAAGUCAAAGCCAAACAGCCAGGCCAGGCUGAUGCAGUUUUCAGUCAGUUGCUGCAUCAGGUGCAGUGCAGCUGUAUGAUGGCGUCUGUGACUCAGUGCACUACAGACCGAGUGACUGUGUUUCAGCUGUUAGUCUACCUCAACAGAUGGAGUAUCACUGACUUUGGGGAGCACAUCUCACUCCUCUCUAAAGAAGUGUAUCUGAUAGCCAGUCUGGAGAGUCCCAAGAGGAGGCGAGCUCUGAAAAAGCUGAAAGGGAAGCGCAUCUCUGAGCUGCAGCCGACUGGACGCACCCUGCAGCUCCUGGCCAAGCUACAGACAGACGCCAAUCACAAGGUGGCUUCAGCGGCCACGUCCUGCCUCAGCAGGGCCUCAUGCUCCAAAUCCUUCAGGGCAAAGGCAGUGGUUCAUUACACAGAUCUGCUGAGAAACAACAAUACACAUGUGCAGCAUGAGGCCUGUCUGGCUCUGAAAUGUCUGAAGGCCUCAGAGAGCGCAGAGCAGGUGGCUGAACUGUGGCGCUCCACAGAUGAAGACCUGAGGAACGCCGCACGGGAGACCGUACUGUCCUUUGGUAAGAAAGGUCACAUGGCAUUCCAGCGUAUGGACCGGAUCUAUGAGCUACAGGACGAGGUUUACAAGAACCUGGAAACAGAAAUCACAAUCUUAUAGGAAGACUACAAAGUCAGUCCUGUAUUGGAUGGUGCUGAGAGACUGUGAGGUUUUGACUGAACACAUUUCAUCUGCGUGUAUACAUAUUGCCAAGUAUUUAAUAUGCCGUUUUAUGAUUUUAUAUUUUCUUUUAUGUAAUUUUAACUUUUAAUUUUAAGUGAAAUAUUUAUGAAUAAACUGUCUUCUAUAUUUCUUAUGUAUCAAAAUGAGUAAACAUGAAAUAUAUAUUGACAAUAAAUGUAAAUAAGAGAA
Labeo rohita (rohu) is the source of this 3459-nucleotide messenger RNA. RefSeq names its product RIPOR family member 3 (gene ripor3). The transcript has 23 exons. NCBI's taxonomy places the organism in Eukaryota, Metazoa, Chordata, Actinopteri, Cypriniformes, Cyprinidae. The record is from RefSeq and is a predicted model, not a curated record. Bases 268 to 3207 code for a protein of 979 amino acids.